Planococcus citri (citrus mealybug) is the source of this 1053-nucleotide messenger RNA. Its product is annotated as sarcoplasmic reticulum histidine-rich calcium-binding protein-like. The transcript has a single exon. NCBI's taxonomy places the organism in Eukaryota, Metazoa, Arthropoda, Insecta, Hemiptera, Pseudococcidae. Bases 100 to 972 code for a protein of 290 amino acids. The record is from RefSeq and is a predicted model, not a curated record.
UGAAAGCGUAACAACCUCAACUUUAACCGCUCGCCAAUGAUGUCUUCAUUAUAAAUACACAGAUUCGAUAGUUCAAUGUGUUAGUUAAACGCCGUCAAAAUGAUGGCGCGUGUCUCGCGAUUAAUCGCUUUAUCGUUUUUACUAACCAUUGCAAUCGUUACUAGUCGCGAGCUCGCUAAUACCGCCGAUAACAGUGAAAAUGCUCAAGUGUUGCCUACUCACUCGAAUAAUAUCGCUUUACGUGAUGUUUUACAUUUAAUUCAAAAACGUGAAACAACCCAAGUCGGCCCUCUCGUACAAAACGAUCAACUCGCAUCAGCCAGUCACAAGAAGAAAAAAAAGAAGAAGAAGAAGAAGUGGAAAAAAGGAGGCGGCCACAAGUACCACGCCGACCACCAUAAGAAAAAAGGUCACAAAAGCGAAAAAGGAUACAAAAAGAAGCACCACUUCGAUAAAGGCGAAAAAGGCAAACACGGUAAAGAAGAACACGAAGGACACUACAAAAAGAAAAAAGGACAUAAGAAGAAGAAACACGACGAAGCUGAAAAAUACGGCGAACAUCACAAAGCUGAGAAAGGUCACAAAGGUGCCAAAUUUGGCGAAAAAGGCGGUCACAAAAAAGGUCAUAAGACUAAAGGAUACCAUAACAAGUUCCACAAAGACGAAUACCAUAAAGAGCACAAAUUCUACGAUCACUACGAUAAAAAGGGUCAUCACAAGAAACACGGACAUCAUCACAAACACCAUGCCAAGAAAGAAGGUAAACAUAAGAAAGGUGGCCAUCAUAAAUCCGGGUUCAAACACGAUCACAAGGGCAAAAAAGGUAAAAGUGAAAAGGGACAUUACGAUAAAGAAGAAAAAGGACACAAAAGUAAAAAAGGACACGACGAGAAACACGCCCAUAAAGAGAAAUAUGGCAAAAAGGGAGGGCAUAAAGAAGGCAAAAAAUACGGUUACAGUAAAAAGCAUUGAUCUAAUUAGUGUUAUGUGUUCGUGUUUAUUUAUUUAUUAUUGUUGCAUCGUGACGAUGAUGCAAUUUUUCAUUCAAUUCGU